This is a messenger RNA of Zea mays, 818 nucleotides long. RefSeq lists its product as uncharacterized. NCBI's taxonomy places the organism in Eukaryota, Viridiplantae, Streptophyta, Magnoliopsida, Poales, Poaceae. The record is from RefSeq and is a predicted model, not a curated record. The coding region runs from base 265 to 585 and encodes 106 amino acids. The transcript is spliced from 3 exons.
AAUAGAUAACUUAUUAUAUAAUUUGUCUUUUUGUGUUGUCUGUAUUACUGUAUGUGUUUUUAAUAUAUGUAUGUGGGCUGUACAUGCCCUAAUCCACCAUCUCACUCCUGAUUCCGACGCCAACCCCCUGCCCUGCCGCCGUCUCUCUCUAACCCGCUUCUCCACCUCCCUCACAUCGGCUACUCUCCGCGCGCCUACCGUUCCGCGCCGCAUCGGAUUGGGUGGUCGGGGCCUAGUCGAGGUUUCGCGGGACAGCGUCGGUCCAUGGCGGAGCUUGUGGGACCGCGCGUCUACAGUUGCUGCACUUGCCGGAACCACGUUUGCCUUCACGACGACGUCAUCUCCAAGGCCUUUCAGGGGAGGAAUGGCCGUGCGUUUCUGUUCUCUCAUGCCAUGAACGUAGUUGUGGGGGCGAAGGAGGAUAGACACCUCAUGACAGGGCUACACACAGUUGCUGAUAUCUACUGUAAUGACUGCCGUGAGGUGUUGGGCUGGAAGUAUGUGAGAGCAUAUGAAGAGACGCAGAAAUACAAGGAAGGAAAAUUCAUAUUCGAGAAGUCAAAGAUUGUGAAGGAAAACUGGUAGUGCCCCCAAGUUGCCAAUCACCAAAUGUUCUGGUGAAGAUGAAAUGGCCAUUUAGUGUGCUUUUGGAUGUUUGUGUCCUUGUAAAUAGCUUUUCCUCCGUGGAUUGCAGUGCUAAGGUGCCCCAUGUUCACGCCUCAGUGACAAUUGUAAAGCACACACUUGUUCAUGUUCAUUUGUGUGAAUAAGGUACUUCAUUUGGUUAUUUGGUAUGGAAUGGCCUCUAAUGUGCAUAA